This is a messenger RNA of Tripterygium wilfordii, 2165 nucleotides long. RefSeq names its product 65-kDa microtubule-associated protein 1-like. Bases 174 to 1919 code for a protein of 581 amino acids. Gene Ontology annotation, cellular component: spindle; cytoplasm. The record is from RefSeq and is a predicted model, not a curated record. Gene Ontology annotation, molecular function: microtubule binding. Gene Ontology annotation, biological process: cytokinesis by cell plate formation; microtubule cytoskeleton organization. The transcript has 10 exons. Lineage: Eukaryota; Viridiplantae; Streptophyta; Magnoliopsida; Celastrales; Celastraceae.
CACACUCCAUUUCUCUCUCUUGUCUCUCUCUACUCUACUACCUCUUCUCUCCCCUUCACUCUCCACACUGAGAUACAGAGCAGCUAAUAAGCUUUAGAAGGUUUAGAUCUGAUUAGCACAAACCCCAAAGAUCCUCACCAUCAAGGACGAUUAAGGUUGCAGCAUCAACGUGAAUGGCAGUGACAGAUGCUCAAUACCCUCUUCUUGGAGAAACCACUUGUGGUUCACUACUGCAAAAACUUCAGGAAAUUUGGGAUGAGGUUGGUGAGAAUGAUGAGGAACGGGACAAGAUGCUUCUUCAGAUAGAGCAGGAGUGCUUGGAUGUUUACAAGAGGAAGGUUGAGCAGGCUGCUAAGUCAAGGGCACAGCUCCUUCAGGCCCUUUCAGAUGCCAAACUUGAGCUCUCCAGCCUUUUAUUGGCUCUCGGAGAGAAAAGUUAUGCUGGAAUUCCUGAGAAGACUUCAGGAACAAUUAAAGAACAACUAGCAGCUAUAGCGCCAGCACUUGAACAUCUUUGGAAGCAGAAAGAGGAAAGAGUAAAAGAGUUUUCUGAUAUACAGUCUCAGAUCCAAAAAAUAUGUGGAGAAAUUGCUGGAAGCUUGAACAUAAAUGAGAAUCCUGCAGUUGAUGAGUCUGACCUGUCCCUGAAGAAGUUGGAUGAAUAUCAUUCACAACUUCAGGAACUUCAAAAGGAAAAGAGUGAGAGGUUGCACAAGGUGCUCGAAUUUGUAAGCACUGUGCAUGAUCUUUGUGCUGUGCUUGGGAUGGACUUCUUCAGCACUGUAACUGAUGUUCACCCAAGCUUAAAUGACUCUACUGGUGUGCAAUCCAAAAGCAUUAGCAAUGAGACGCUAUCUAGGUUGGCUAAGACUGUCUUAGCAUUAAAAGAAGAUAAGAAGCAAAGGCUUCAAAAGCUUCAAGAGUUAGCAACUCAGUUGAUUGAUCUGUGGAAUCUGAUGGAUACCUCCAUUGAGGAAAGGGGACUUUUUGACCAUGUUACCUGUAACAUAUCCACCUCAAUUGAUGAAGUAACCGUCCCUGGGGCUCUUGCACUGGAUCUGAUUGAACAGGCUGAGGUGGAAGUUGAAAGACUUGAUCAACUCAAGGCCAGCAGGAUGAAGGAAAUUGCUUUCAAAAGGCAAGGUGAACUUGAAGAGAUAUUUGCCCAUGUUCACAUUGAAAUAGAUCCAGAGGCAGCUCGAGAAAAGAUUAUGGAACUAAUUGAUUCUGGGAGUGUUGAGCCUGCUGAGUUACUGAAUGACAUGGAUAAUCAGAUAGAAAAGGCAAAAGAAGAAGCUCUUAGCAGAAAAGAUAUUUUGGACAAAGUUGAGAAAUGGAUGUCAGCCUGUGAAGAAGAGAGUUGGCUUGAAGACUAUAAUAGGGAUGAAAACAGGUACAAUGCUAGUAGAGGUGCGCAUCUAAAUCUCAAGCGGGCAGAGAAAGCUCGUAUUCUGGUGAAUAAAAUUCCAGCUAUGGUUGAAACCUUGGUUGCCAAAACUCAGGCUUGGGAAGAAGAACGAGGGGUACAGUUUGCUUACGAUGGGGUUCCUCUCCUUGCCAUGCUACAUGAAUAUGCCAUGCUUAGGCAGGACAGAGAAGAAGAGAAGCGGAGGAUGAGGGAUCAAAAGAAGUACAGUGAGCUGCAAAACACAGAACAAGAAGCCAUUUUCGGUUCACGACCUAGUCCUGCCAGACCAAUUGGCACCAAGAAGGUAAUGAGCCCUCGUACGAAUGGUGGUGCAAAUGGAACUCCCAGCAGACGUCUAUCGCUGAAUACUCAUCAAAACGGAAGCAGGUCCACAACCAAAGAUGGGAAGAGAGAUAACAGGCCAGUUGCUCCUGUCAACUACGUUGCCAUAUCAAAAGAGGAUGCCGCAGCCCAUGUUUCCGGUACUGACCCCGUUCCUGCAUCGCCAUGAAAAUAAUCGGUAAUUAGAGUGAGCUCGAGAACUGUAAUGUAGGUUUACGGCUGUGAUAUUACUAGGUCCUGCUGUAGGGGAUAUAUCAUACAUAUAGUCAAGGGAUCUAUGAGUGAACUGUUUGUAGUUGUAUGCUAUAUUGGCGCUUGGUUUUAAUUCUGCAGAACCUAUUGUAGUUUUUUUGGGUAUUACAUUAGAGAGACAAUCCUUUCACCAAACCUUUUGCUCAUAGUCUUCAGUUGUUCA